UGCGGCUUCGCAUUUAUGUCAGAUACCGGUCUUUCAAACGAACCAUUUUAAACUAUCACAAUUUUAAUAGACAAAUAUAUCCAAUAAGACGAAAAAACACCCUCAGAUUUGAAUCCGGCCUAACGAGAAUUCGUGUUUUUGAGCCACAAUGCGCCCCCUGCAUGAGAACAGCUUCAUGUCUCUACAGCUACAGCAUCAUUCGCCACAGAACUGAAAUCAGGUCAAGUGUUUGUAAACUAUGGCUGACCCUCAUGCCGCUAUGUGACGCACAUAUUCUUCGUUUAUUCUCUUAUAAAUAGGAGUAUAUGAUGGAAUUUGAAAUAACGCGCACAAGACCUUCGCUUUUUGGCGACAUUGCUCAUGGUCUGGGGUUCUGGACCGAUCGUUCGGCGGUGCAUGAGGCCGCAGCUCAGGGCAGAGCUGUGCAGCUCCAAAAACUGAUUGAGAAUGGAGCAUCUGUCAACAUCGUGGCUGUAGACUCAAUUACACCCCUGCACGAGGCCUGUAUUCAGGGCCAGACACAGUGUGUGAAGCUGCUCCUGGAUGCUGGAGCUCAUGUUGAUGCUCGUAACAUUGACGGCAGCACUCCGUUGUGUGAUGCCUGUGCUGCUGGUAGCCUGGAGUGUGUGAAGUUGCUGUUAGAACAUGGAGCAACGGUGAAUCCUCCCCUCUUCACAUUCUCACCCCUGCACGAGGCCUGCAUGGGCGGGAACUCUAAAUGUGUUCAGCUCAUGAUUGAUGAAGGUGCGUUCAUGGAAGCUCAUGACUGUCACUUUGGCACUCCUCUGCAUGUGGCCUGUGCAAGACAACAUCUCGACUGCGUCAAAGUUCUGCUCAAUGCAGGUGCAAAUGUAAAUGCUGCUAAACUUCACGAGACCGCACUGCAUCAUGCUGCCAAAGUGAAAAAUCUGGAACUAAUUGAGCUUUUGGUAGAAUUUGGGGGAAAUGUUUUUGCCAGAGACAACCUCGGAAAAAAGCCCAUUCAGUACACCAGAGCCAGCUCAGCGCCUGCAAUCUGCCUAGAGUUUUAUGAAUCCACACCUCUCAGUCUUCAGCAAUUAUGCAGAAUUGCUUUCAGAAAUGCCCUCGGGAAACGGGCGCUGGGGGUGUUAACUCAACUGGGCCUCCCAAACCGAAUCAUCUGUUUCCUGUCUUAUUUACCAGCUCCUCCCCUGGAGCUCUUCCAGUCCUGACGAUCUGCUCUGCUGCUUCUGUCCAGGUCAUGAAUAAUGGCCACGGCACUGACUGUGUUUAAGAAUAAGGGAGAUUCCUUAUUGUGAAGCGCAGCUACUGUAACAGCUGCCCUCAGUAUUUGUCACGUAUGUUUGAUAUUUUCCCGCUGUUACAGCAGCGAACCAACAGAACACAUGGACAUUUGAUAUGGAGGCAGUUUACUGCCAAAAUUCCUACAAUAAUUUGACUUGGAAAGAAGCACCUUUCACUGUAUUUUCUGUAUCUUACAAUGAGGCAAUUAAUCCAAACCAUAAUACUAGUUGUAAAAUUGACUUUCAUAAUCUGCAUUGUAUGAUUUCAUUUAAGUUAUUAGAUUUGUAAAUGCACUGUGUAUAUAAAAUAGUAUUAUUUUAAUUCAGUUUUAUAUGAAUUAUGCAAAUUGUGUAUAUCAUAGCUAGUUCUCAUUUGAAUGUAUAUAAAAUAUACAUAAAUAUAAAUGAAUGUUGUACAUAGAUUGUUUUAAAAUGUUGUUUUGGUUUUACUUCUGUUGUGUUUACUUCUUAUUGAACAUCAUUGUAACAGAAAUUGUAAUUUCUUAAUUACACAGUAUUACAGUUAUGUUUUACUUGACCUGUGGUGAGAAUUGACCAGACUUACUUCUUACAAGGACACAAUAGAUUUGUUGUAUUUUUUUUUUUUUUCUUUUUUCAGUCACUGCUCUAAAGUCUUAAUUUUGCUGCAGUCUGUGCAUACCGAUAUUAAAGGUUUUAUAAUAUAUUUUGCUGUUUCUCUGCACUUGCUAAAUUCUCUUUACUAGUCAGAUGCAAGUAUCAAUUCACGUUAAGUAAAAAUAUGUUAAAUAGAAGUGCAAAAAUUACAAUUU
Onychostoma macrolepis is the source of this 2056-nucleotide messenger RNA. RefSeq names its product ankyrin repeat and SOCS box containing 13b (gene asb13b). The transcript has 6 exons. The record is from RefSeq and is a predicted model, not a curated record. Gene Ontology annotation, molecular function: protein binding. Gene Ontology annotation, biological process: protein ubiquitination; positive regulation of protein catabolic process; intracellular signal transduction. Bases 306 to 1193 code for a protein of 295 amino acids. NCBI's taxonomy places the organism in Eukaryota, Metazoa, Chordata, Actinopteri, Cypriniformes, Cyprinidae.